This is a messenger RNA of Chanos chanos (milkfish), 1644 nucleotides long. RefSeq names its product G protein-coupled receptor kinase 7b (gene grk7b). The coding region runs from base 1 to 1644 and encodes 547 amino acids. The transcript has 4 exons. Gene Ontology annotation, biological process: protein phosphorylation; regulation of signal transduction; signal transduction. Gene Ontology annotation, molecular function: rhodopsin kinase activity; ATP binding. The record is from RefSeq and is a predicted model, not a curated record. Lineage: Eukaryota; Metazoa; Chordata; Actinopteri; Gonorynchiformes; Chanidae. Gene Ontology annotation, cellular component: cytoplasm.
AUGUGUGACAUGGGAGGACUCGAUAACUUGGUGGCCAACACGGCGUACCUGAAAGCCCAGGGCGGAGAUGACAAAGAGAUGAAGAAACGGAGACGCAGUUUGUCCCUCCCCAAGCCUGAGCAGUGUGCCGCAGUGCGUUCCUCCAUUCAAAAAGAUUUUGAGUCUCUCUGUGAAAGACAGCCCAUCGGAAAGACAUUCUUUCGACAGUUUCUCUUGGCCUCCAAUCCAGAGUAUGUGGCGGCUGCGGAAUUCCUUGACGAGCUGUACGACUGGGAGCUGGCAGAGGCCGGAGCCAAGGACAAAGCCCAACAGAACAUCAUCAACAAGUUCUGCAAGGCCGACUCCAAAAGCUUCCUCUCUUACCUGCCAGGAGACGUAGCUGACAAGUGCAAAGUAGUGUCAGAGAAAGACUUUGAAGAGGUGAUGAUGGGGAAAGUGAAGGAGGCUACCAGGGAGUUUCUGAGGGGGAAGCCCUUUACUGAAUACAUGACCAGCAUGUUUUUUGACAAGUUUCUCCAGUGGAAGGAGUAUGAGAGGCAGCCAAUCACAGAGAAGUACUUCUAUGAGUUCAGGACUCUAGGAAAGGGGGGAUUUGGUGAAGUGUGUGCUGUACAGGUGAAGAACACAGGUCAGAUGUAUGCCUGCAAGAAGCUUGACAAGAAGCGUCUAAAGAAGAAGAACGGUGAGAAGAUGGCACUUCUGGAGAAGCAGAUUCUGGAGAAGGUGAACAGCCUGUUUCUGGUAAAUCUGGCCUACGCCUUUGAUACCAAGACCCACCUUUGCUUGGUCAUGACGCUGAUGAAUGGAGGGGAUCUCAAGUACCAUAUCUACGACAUGGGUGAGCGUGGCAUUGAGAUGAACCGCAUCAUCUACUACACUGCCCAGAUCACCACAGGGAUACUUCACCUGCACGCCAUGGACAUUGCCUACCGUGACAUGAAGCCUGAGAAUGUGCUACUGGACAGUCACGGACAGUGCCGUCUGUCUGACCUGGGGCUGGCGGUCGAGCUGAAAAAUGGCAAAACCAUCUGUCAGAAGGCUGGCACUAGCGGGUACAUGGCACCAGAGAUUCUAAAGCAGGAAUCCUACCGUAUGUCUGUAGACUGGUGGGCUUUGGGUUGCAGUAUCUACGAGAUGGUGGCUGGACGCCUACCUUUCAAAGACUUCAAGGAAAAGGUGCAGAAGGAAGAGGUGGCGAGGAGAACGUUGGAGGACGAGUGCAAGUUUGAACACAACGGUUUCGAUGAGCUGACUAAAGACAUCAUCUCUCUGUUCCUCAAGAAGAAGAUUGAGGAUCGUCUCGGCUGCAAGGGUGAUGACCCACGAAAACAUGAAUUUUUCAAGUCAAUCAAUUUCCCUCGACUGGAGGCAGGGCUUAUCAACCCUCCGUGGGUUCCCAAGCCCAAUGUCGUCUAUGCCAAGGACAUGGGCGACAUCCGAGAUUUCUCAGAGGUCAAGGGGGUCGAGUUUGACGCUAAUGACGAGAAGUUCUUCAAGGAGUUCAGCACCGGUGCAGUUCCGAUACCAUGGCAACAGGAGAUGAUUGACAGUGGACUCUUUGAUGAGCUCAACGAUCCAAACAGGAAGGAGUCAUCAGCAGGACUUGAGGAUGAGCAAAAAUCAAAAUCUUGUAUCUUGUUAUGA